Anthonomus grandis grandis is the source of this 552-nucleotide messenger RNA. RefSeq lists its product as uncharacterized. The coding region runs from base 1 to 552 and encodes 183 amino acids. The record is from RefSeq and is a predicted model, not a curated record. The transcript is spliced from 2 exons. Gene Ontology annotation, biological process: regulation of transcription by RNA polymerase II. Gene Ontology annotation, cellular component: transcription regulator complex; nucleus. Lineage: Eukaryota; Metazoa; Arthropoda; Insecta; Coleoptera; Curculionidae.
AUGUCUGACAGUGAAGAAACGACCCACAUCGUUCUUGAUACUGAGAGAAUUAUUGUGGAAGUGGAAAAAAGACCAGCGCUGUAUAAUAAAGAACUGAAAGAAUACAGCGAUAGAAAUGCGAAAGAGAAAUUAUGGAUAGAAGUAUGCGCAAAUGUAAUACCAAAAUGGCAUGAAAUAUCAGGUGCAGAAAGAAAAGACAGAGGGAAAGAAGUUCAAAAAAAGUGGAAGAAUCUGAAAGACUCCUGUUUUGCGAGAGAGCUUGCUGCUCAGAAAAAAAUCAAAUCUGGUGAGCCUGCAAAAAAACGUCGAAAAUACAUCUACUUCGAUGCAUUGCUAUUUUUACUUCUUCAUCAACAACCCAGGACAACAAGUGGCAAUGUAGGGCCUCCAGGCGAUAAGGAAGAACUGUUAGACCAUAAUAAAGGACCCAGAAACGAUGAUGGAGAGCUUUUAAACGAUCAUGGAGGUCCCAGGAACAACAACGAGGAGACUCCACGUUCUUUACCCUCUGCAAAACCUGCACCGAGGACACCACGCAGUCUUUCCAGCUAA